AUGGCUAGUAUGGAACAAGAAUUAUUGCCAUUUCUUGAAAAUAUUUCAUCCUAUUCUGAUGAUAUUUUCUAUAAAUUCGUCAGAGAAUUUGUUGGUGUCAUAGAAAGUGAAAUUUUAGAAAUACGACGUAUAAAAAAUGUUCGAAUUUUAUUACAAGUACCAGAUGUAUUUUUAUUUUUUCAAAUAAAUUCUAAAGACAUAUUAAAAUUAAAAGAAAAAGCUUGUUUUGUUACGGAUGAUUUGCAGUUUAUUGUACGACCAGGGAUUAAAUCUAAUAUCGAACAAUUUAUUGAAGCAUUGAAAAAGUAUUACGAAUCAACAUCAACUAAUGUCAAUUAUAUUUCAUCUCAAAGAACAUCAAACUCAGAAGACUCAACUGGUGUUAUUAGUUCGGUAUCUUACGAUAGUAGAAACGAUUGUUUUAUUGGAUUUUCUCCUCGAUUAGUAAAUGGUUUACCUUUUGUCGACCAAUUCAAAACCAAUAGUUACACCGAAUUGCAACAAUGGUUUGAAGAUUUUGAUAAAUCCACAUUAGUAAAUGCACAUUUAGUCGAACCUUUAUUAAGCAAUUCUUCAUCAUUAGUUCACUCACGACCAUGUAUUCUUUCUGCUUAUGGAACAAAUAAUAAAUAUACUGCUAUAGAUGUUCUUCGAAAAUGGAUGUAUUUGUAUAAUGAAUGUAAAAAAAGAAAUAUUAACGUUGUCGGUUUUUCAACGGAUUGUGAUCCGUGUUACCUCAAAGCUAUGCAAUUGUCCUUAGGUUUCUUCACUAAAGCACCAAACAUCGAUUUAUUAACUGGCAAUAAUAAUUUACUUGAAACCAAUAUUGCGUCACAUUGA
Messenger RNA from Rotaria sp. Silwood2, 840 nucleotides. The record is from the annotation of a GenBank genome assembly. NCBI's taxonomy places the organism in Eukaryota, Metazoa, Rotifera, Eurotatoria, Philodinida, Philodinidae.